Kluyveromyces lactis is the source of this 2316-nucleotide messenger RNA. RefSeq names its product ubiquitin-specific protease UBP1 (gene UBP1). NCBI's taxonomy places the organism in Eukaryota, Fungi, Ascomycota, Saccharomycetes, Saccharomycetales, Saccharomycetaceae. The coding region runs from base 1 to 2316 and encodes 771 amino acids. The transcript has a single exon. Gene Ontology annotation, molecular function: cysteine-type deubiquitinase activity; cysteine-type endopeptidase activity. Gene Ontology annotation, biological process: protein deubiquitination. Gene Ontology annotation, cellular component: cytosol; nucleus. The record is from RefSeq and is a predicted model, not a curated record.
AUGCUAACCACGAUUUUAGAGAAGUUAGGCUUUGAAGAAAAGAGAGUUUUAAAAGCGGUACUAAUUGGAUUAAUUGCUUCGCUAUACUUCCUGUACAAGAACGAAUUUGAUAUCACAAGAGUGGCUGUUUCUGUUGUAAGUACCACGAAAGAAAUUACACAAGCAGUAAGGGAUAAAAUAAUGCUUGGUCGAUGGGCUCCAAGAAAUGCGGAGCAAGAGGAGACUAUUGUCAGAAGAGGUGGUUAUGUUGGAGGUUUAGUGAAUGACGGUAACACAUGCUUUAUGAAUUCAGUGCUCCAAUGUUUGGCCUCGUCCAAAGAGUUGCAUAAAUUCAUGGACACUAUUAUCCUAGAUUCUAAUGAUGACAGUCAAAAUACAAUUGAUGAGAAUGGAGAAGAAUCAGAUUUGCCUAAUGAGCAAUCUACUGUUGAGAAGAAGCCUAAAGCAACAAAGAAUAAGACAUAUGGAAAGAGGAAAAAGAUCGCUGUACGUCAAGCAGACAACGAGCUCUUAAAAAACUCAACAGAACCUAAUAUGCAUUUCACAUUGGCUCUUCAGGAUCUAUUCUCAAAGUUGAAUGCGAAACAUUACCGUAACAGACCAUGGUUUAAGACCAACAAACUUUUGAAAACUAUGUCAAAAGCUCCAAAUAGGAACAUCAUCCUAGGUUAUGAUCAAGAAGAUGCUCAAGAGUUUUUCCAAACUAUCCUUUCAGAGCUGGAGAAGAAUGUUGAAAGCAUAUAUGGAAAACCAGAAAAGGAUCCAAAGCCAGUACCACAAGAUGAUUUGCCUGAAGAUGCAAUUGUUGGACAAGAACACCUCGGCGAGAUUGGUGAUGUCUAUAUCCCAACGGAACAGAUCGACCCAAACUCCGUGCUUGCAUCUGGUAGGAAAUUCUAUUCUCCAUAUAAAAUUGUUACUCCCUUAGAUGGUAUCACUGCCGAAAGAAUUGGAUGUUUGCAAUGUGGUGAGAAUGGUGGGAUAAGAUAUUCAGUCUUCUCAGGUCUAUCUUUGAAUUUACCCAGUGAUAACAUCGGUUCCCCAAUCAAACUGUCACAACUUCUUGACGAGUGGUCGAAACCUGAGAUCAUCGAAGGAGUUGACUGUAAUCGUUGUGCAUUGAACGCUGUUUUGGAACAUUUAGUAGAACAACUGAACACCAUCCAAUCACAGCCAGAUGUCAAUCAAAAACUAGUAACCUUGAUGGAGGAUAGGAUCAAUGAAGUUAAAUCAGUGUUGUCAAAGCUUGCCAUCGAUGAUGAUGACUAUAAGAGGAUGCAUACUGAGAACAUGGUUCGCAAAUCCUCAAAGUCAAAACAAAUUUUGAUUUCUAGACCUCCACCAUUGUUAUCUGUUCACAUCAACCGGUCCGUUUUUGACCCUCGCACUUAUAUGAUCAGGAAAAAUAACUCAAGAGUUAUAUUCAAAAGCAAAUUGAAUCUAUCACCUUGGUGUUGCAAUUAUGAUAAGAUUAAUCUUGAUGCACGUCUUCCGAUGUCCAAGAAGCAAGAGAACUGGCACGAAUCAUCCGAAGAUGACAAUAAUGGAACUGAAUACUACAAUAAGUUGCAUCGCAGAUUUGAAAAAGAAUUUGAAGACAGCGAUGAAGAGGAGGAUGGAAGUGAUAAUGGUCAAGGAAUGUUCAAUGGAUCUUCAAGAAUGGUGGAAGAGCAUGAUGUUUUGAAUGGUGAAUUAAGUUCGGCAUCGUUGUCAUCAUCCGAAGACGAUAUUGCUGAAGUCGAAGAGGUGGAGUUAGAUGCCCUUGGAAAUACAAUCGUAAAAAAGACUGCCAAAAAACCAUUAUUAGGUGGCAAUCAAGAUGUGUCUAUCUCCAGAGGAAACCUCGAUAUAGUAGAUGCCGAAGGCAACUCUGAGCAAGAAGAUGAUCCUGAAGAUGAUGAUGAGGAUGAAGCUUAUGAAGAAGACGAAGCUGAAGAAGACGAGGAAAACUCCGAAGAAGAAUCAGAUGACUCCUUGCCAACACCUCCGCUUCCUCCUACACAACCAAUUGUGUCCAGCGUUCCUGCCGGGCCUUUGACAUAUGUUUUAAGAUCUGUUAUUGUACAUUAUGGUACUCAUAACUAUGGUCAUUACAUUGCAUUUAGAAGGUUCCGUGGUUGCUGGUGGAGAAUUAGUGACGAAAGUGUUUACAUUGUCGACGAACAAGAAGUGCUUUCUACCCCCGGUGUUUUCAUGUUGUUCUACGAGUACGAUUAUGAUACAGAAACAGGGAAGAUGAAAGACGAUACUGAAUACGAGAAUGAAUUCAACGUAGAGAUUGAAGGUGAACCUGCUGUUGAUCAAGUAACUCAUUGA